Messenger RNA from Seminavis robusta, 687 nucleotides. NCBI's taxonomy places the organism in Eukaryota, Bacillariophyta, Bacillariophyceae, Naviculales, Naviculaceae. The record is from the annotation of a GenBank genome assembly.
AUGCUUCAGUGGCUUCACAAGAAUGGUUGCCCAUGGGACGAACGGACCUGCAGUGAGGCAGCCUAUUUCGGUCAUUUGGAAGUAUUAAAGUACUCCCAUGCAAAGGGAUGCCCUUGGGAUGAAGCAACGUGCCAUUAUGCUGCAGAAAGCGGUUAUUUGGAGACUCUACAAUAUGCACAUGUCAAUGGUUGCCCAUGGGAUAAGCAGACGUCUUCCCGUGCAGCCAAGUUUGGCCAUUUGCAAAUCCUCCGAUAUGUUCAUGAGAAUGGCUGCCAUUGGAAUGAGUGGACCUGUCACUAUGCCGCAGAAAGUGGCCAUCUGGAGGUACUGAAGUAUGCCCAUGACAACGGCUGCUCGUGGAAUGAACGAACUUGUUUCCGUGCGGCCAAAUUUGGGCAUUUGGAUGUUCUCAAGUAUGCCCAUGAAAAUGGCUGUCCUUGGAAUGAAUGGACAUGCCACUUUGCCGCAGAAGGUGGGCAUUUGGAAGUCUUACAAUACGCCCAUGAAAAUGGCUGCCCCUGGAACAAAAUAACGUUAAGUCAGGCUGCCAAAUUUGGACACCUGGAUGUCAUAAUCUAUGCCUAUAAAAAUGGAUGCGAGGGUAUUGAGAAUUCCUUGAGGCUGGCCAAGAGCAGCGGGAACAAAGAAGUUUUUGAAUGGAUCAAAGCAAAUUGCUCUGUCACAUAG